AGAGGGAACCACUAAAAAUAGAAUACUUUUCUUUGGGUGAAAUAUCUACAGCACAUUACUGGACUAUUUGCUGUAUAUUCCAGGAACAUUCAUAGAAAUAUCUACAGCACAUUACUAGAAUAUUUGCAGAACAUUCGUGCACAUUCGUAGCACAUUCAGAUGAACAUUCUAGAGAUGUUUCUAGAACUUUUGAAGUGCUCCGUUGGUACAUUCUAUAAAUAUGCCUCGAACGUAUAAAACGACUAUUAGAAGAUUCCUGGAAUCUUCGAAUGUUCUUGGCGAAUAUUCCUAGAAUGUUAAUGGAACGUUUUUGUGCUAUUUGGGAUCAGUUAUUGUAUCGUAUCUCAAUGAGGGAGAAAUUUCCCUUGAACACAUGGAUGUCGUUGGCUGUGACGGUACUAAUACCAAUACCGUAUGGAAGAGUGGUGUUAUCCGACAACUCGAAGUACAAAGUGGACGGCCAUUGCAAUGGGCUGUUUGCUUACUACAUUUUAUUGAGUUACCUUUCCGCCAUCUGUUUCAAUAUUUAGAUGGGGUAACAACUGACCCAAGAUCAUUUAGUGGACCGAUUGGACAGUCUCAGCGGCUGCAACAAUCGAGAAGUGGUAGAAUUUCAAUCGAUUGACUGUGAGAUCCCGGACAUUGAUAAGAAACUACUGAGCAAAGAUCAAAGAUACCUAUUUGACGUAUCCCAAGCAAUUAAAUCUGGCACUUUUCCAAACGACUUGGCAAAUUGUGAUCCCGGCCCAAUCUCACACGCCAGAUGGCUCACCUGUGCAAAUAGAAUCCUUCGACUAUAUGUUAGUGUUGUGAAUCCUUCGGAUGCCUUGAUAAGUAUUGUCACUUUUAUUUUGAAAUCAUAUAUGCCGGUGUGGUUCAAAAUUAAAUGUGAUAACCAGAUUUCAAACGGGCCCAUUCAUGUGUACCGGGCAGUAGAAACAGCUAGAUACCUGAGUGAUGAAUUGAAGGCAGUGGUAUUCCCGGUAAUCGAACAAAAUUCUUUCUACGCCCAUCCUGAAAACAUUUUAAUAGCCAUGAUAUUUGAUGAAAGGAGAAAUAUUAGAAAAUUAGGGCUCAAGAGAGUGCUAAAAGCCAGACAGUCUGCUUCGACUGGGAAAGGCAUUAGGAACUUUCACACUCCUUUACUCAAAUUUGACGCAUUAGAUUACACGGAUAUGAUAGAUUGGAGCACUACAAAAAUAUCGUCUCCACCUUUUCUCCGUGCGAUAAGUAAUGAAGAAAUUAAAAGCUUCAUACAAUCGGGUGAGAUCCCUGAUUGGGAUAUAAAAGAGUUCCCAUGUCACACGCAAGCCGUAGAGCGUUGCGUGAAGCUAGUUACCGAAGCUUCACUUAAGGUAUGCGGGCCACAAUCAAGGGACGGAUACAUUAGAGCAACACUCAAAUCGAGAGACGCGAUUAAAGAAUUCAGUACUAAGGCAGAUUACAAGGUGGCAUCGGCAUAAAUCGGCACACACUCUUAAUGGUUGGAUGGAGGGAAGGGUGUGGGUGGAACUCGAAGUGCAGCCACCUCCUCGUGGUGAGUUCUGGGUUGUUUAGAUAAAAAAUUAAAAUUAAUUAGAUUAUUUCUAAGCAAGCGAAGAGCUGCACAUUUGUAUGUAAACUUACGAAAAAAUGAAAAAUUUGCAAUUUUUGCAAAUAUUCAGACGCUUUGCGCGUUCGGAAGAUAAGCUUUAAAAGCGGUGAUUUUUUUUGCAGACUAUUCAAUGCUACUACUUACGUUUGAGCACCAUAGCGCUAAAAAAAAUACAAACCCCAAAUUA
Vollenhovia emeryi is the source of this 1781-nucleotide messenger RNA. RefSeq lists its product as uncharacterized. The record is from RefSeq and is a predicted model, not a curated record. The transcript has 2 exons. Lineage: Eukaryota; Metazoa; Arthropoda; Insecta; Hymenoptera; Formicidae. Bases 864 to 1463 code for a protein of 199 amino acids.